AUGGAGAAUGAUUUGCCGACUCAUGAAAUCCAAUCAUAUCGUAAAUUGGACUUUGAAGAUGUUGAUUGGCAGGAGAUAAAUGAUAAUGCCUUACCUCUUUAUAUUACUGAUGGCAAUCAAGGAAAUCAAAUUUUUCUUCCUUUGGCUAUACCAGAUGACUUGGUCCGGAAACUUGGCAUGGAAUUUGUUACUGAAGUAGCAGCUAGAAAUUUUUACCAAAAAUAUGCCAAAGCAUCUGGGUUUGGAACUCGAUUGAGUAAGGGACAUAAAGACAAAAAUAGUGAUAUGAUGUUGGACAGGGUUUUUUGCUGCUCCCGUGAAGGAAAAAGGCCAAAAGACAAACAUAAUAUGGUUGUUAAGUGUCCGCGUCCAGAAACAAGAUGUGAUUGUGGUGCAAGGAUGAAAAUUAGUUGUAGACAAGCUGGAAAAUACCGUGUUGUGUAA
Molecule: messenger RNA, 444 nt
Organism: Coffea arabica (coffee)
Lineage: Eukaryota; Viridiplantae; Streptophyta; Magnoliopsida; Gentianales; Rubiaceae
Source: RefSeq, a predicted model, not a curated record